Molecule: messenger RNA, 900 nt
Organism: Aspergillus fumigatus Af293
Lineage: Eukaryota; Fungi; Ascomycota; Eurotiomycetes; Eurotiales; Aspergillaceae
Source: RefSeq, a predicted model, not a curated record
AUGGUCUGGCUAACUUUGCAUAGGGUAGAUAUAAGCUGCGCACCCAAAGCGAUUUACACCUCAUGUCUUCCAUGGACUGGUACAGUACCCGACACUUCUCCAGAGAGUCUUGACUUUCUUGCUCCUGAUGUGCACCUCGCUAUUCCCCCCACACAGACAGCGGUGGGAUCAUUCGAUAGCCUAUGCGAUCAAAAUCGUGCUUGUGAGGAUUUUCUGCGGUUUUUCCGCUGUCUACAUGAGCUGGAGAAGGCUGCGUUAGGCUGCCCCGGUACUGUCUCCCGAAGCAGUCCAGCUUCUCGCGUCAGACGCUUCACCCCAGGAGCACCGCUGCAUUCCAUUCUGACUAUGCUUCCGGAUUAUGAUCACGGGAUCCGGGAUAUCCGAUUCAUCGAUGAAUACACCUGCAUGUCUUGUCUGUUCUUCCUGGCCGUCGCACUCUACGACUCCUAUCGCAACUCUACCAAUUUUGACCGCUACCUCGACUGGCUGGAUAUGGAAGUCCAAAGGCUCAGCCCCUCCACUAAGCCGAGCAUUACAUCUGUCCUCUGGAUCUUUCUCAACAACGGCGGCUACCCGCAAGGGGAAGCAGGCGACGCCGGCGAAAGAUGCUGGGUCGUGUCCCGCAUGGUACGCAUUGCCAAACGCCUCGAGUGGAAACGUCAGGGCACCAUUUGGGAUCGUCUCCGACAGGUCCUGAUCAACUUUAUCUUCGCCCAGCAGGAAUGCGCCCUGGGGUCGGAUAGCGUUGACGAAGAGGCGUUUAUCGCGCGGCAACAGAGGCGCCGUCAAUCAAACGAGUAUUUCUGGGACGAGGACGAAAUGCGCGUGGAACUUCUGGGAUCACAACCAUCGUCGGUCCUGACGCCGUAUCCUCAGCUGCAGACAACUACUGUGGCAUAG